ACCCACUUUUGACCCGGAAGUACUCUUAAGGGCGACGAUAGUGUAUAUGGUUGAGAAAGGGCAGCGUGAACAUAGAGCUAGAAUAUGAGCCACGCGGUUUGUCUGAAUUCAGUUUAGCUUUGGCUAUGGAGGUGCCUUUUAACUUACCUUUUCAAAGUCUACGGCCGCGACAAGCACAGGCUCGUCUCUGCACAAAGAGCCACAUCGAGGACACUAGCAGUCGAGCACCUCCUCCUGGUGGGAGCGUCAUAGUGCAACUCAAAUGUCAAGGAAACAGGACUACAAGCCAGUCUGACUGAUGAAAAGCAAUUGCCUUGUAUUUCUCUCAGUCUGGGAAUACUGUUUUCCACCUGUAAUGACUAAUAGGUUUGAGAAAUCCACACAUCUCAUUGAGUCUGUGCAACUUAACUAGGAGCGCUUGUUCAGUGCCUCAAGUCCCCGCUUUUGAUGGACAAAAUGGCAAGUGAGGAAGGAAACACAUCAGGACUGGCUCUCCCAAACCAAGGAAAGCUUGAGCAGGAAUUCAGAAUGGAGGAGCAGAAGCUUGCAGACUCUGAACCAAGGAACGAUAUGGAAAAUGGCCUUUGGGCUGUCUGUGUGGGGAGUUGUGGGGAUUUUGAGGAAACAACCAUUUUGGAAGAGGUUAAGCAGGAACCUCCUAAGCGGCUACAGGAAUGCUGGGAAGCUCAGCUACAGGAGUUUCUGAAAAGAGCUGAAUUGCCCCAUUCAGAAUGGAGACACCCACAAUUGCCGGGGACUGCACCCAGUGAAGAGCCUGGAGCUGUGGAGUUGAAGCAGUUCCUGCCAGGCCUCAGCAAAGGGGCCCAACAGACUGAUGGCAAACCGUCAGACAAAACUGAAGCGAACUGUAAGAGGGCAAAAGAGAAGAACCUGGAGGAAGACACUGACAUCUUGGAUGCAGAGGCAGGGCGCCAAUAUUUCAGGAGGUUUGUCUACCGGGAAGCCAACGGCCCCCGAGAGGCUUGCAGGCAGCUCUGGCAGCUUUGCCAUCAAUGGCUGAAGCCAGAAAGGCACACAAAGGAGCAGAUCUUGGAGCUAGUGAUUCUGGAGCAGUUUCUGACUAUCCUCCCUCGAGAACUGCAGAAAUGGGUGUGGGAUGGUGGACCACAGACCUGUUCCCAAGCAGUGUCCCUGGCAGAGGAUUUCCUGCAGCAGCAGGUACCAGGAUCAUUUGACGUGGUAGCUGAACAUUUUCCAGAGGGAGAGGGGGCUCCAUCAGACACUUGGCAGGAGCCACUCUUCAGAGAGAUCAAACAGGAGGUUAACUGUGACACUGGCUCUCUGGGAGAGGGUGGGCAGUGCCGUGCAGAGGAGCAAAACCAGACAGAAUAUCCUAGGGAUAAGGAACCAUGUUGGAUGCUGCCAGGAAGAGUCCAACAAAAUAUUUCUGGCUGCUCUGAUCAGGAAGAAACAUUUGAACAACAGCCAGAAAGCUUUCCAGAGAAGGAAAAGAACAACCACCUUCAGGGUGAGCUUUUUACUCAUGAAAUUGUCCAGAUAGGAAGAAAGCAGUAUACUUGCUCUUUCUGUGAAAAAAGCUGUAGCCAGCGGUCGACUCUCACUGUACAUGAAAGGACACAUACUGGGGAGAGGCCCUAUGAAUGCCCAGCCUGUGGGAAAGGCUUCAGCCAUUGCUCAAAUCUCAUUGCCCACAGAACAGUCCACACAGGAGGUCGUCCAUAUAAAUGCUCAGACUGUGGGGACACUUUCCGGCAUGGGUCGCACCUCAUUGCACACAGGAGGAUUCACACGGGCGAGAGGCCACACAAAUGCUCAGAAUGCGGGAAAAGCUUCAAUCAGAGGUCAGCUCUCAUUGUGCAUGAGCGAACUCACACAGGGGAGAGGCCGUACAAAUGCUUGGACUGCGGGAAAAGCUUUAACCAGAGGUCCAUUCUAAUUGCACAUGAGAGGACUCACACUGGCGAAAGGCCAUUUAAAUGCUCAGACUGUGGGAAGGGCUUUAAGCAGCUUUCAGCUGUGACGGCGCACACCCGUAGCCACACCGGGGAGAGGCCGUACAGCUGCUUGGACUGCGGGAAAAGCUUUACUCGCAGCUCACUCCUUGUUAAGCACAGGAGGACGCAUACGGGAGAGAAACCCUAUGAAUGCACAAACUGUGCGAAAUGCUUCCGUCAGCGGUCGCAACUAGUUAGCCACGAAAGAACCCAUGUUAAUGUUUAGAGUGUGGAGGAAGCAUGAGCUACAACCCAAAUCUUAGCACAGUGGAGGAAACCUGGAAAGCAGUGCUGGCCAACAUUUUUGGCAAAUAUGCUAGAAACCACGUCCUCAGCAAGAGUUAAGCCUUCUCCAAGCAUUUAAAAAGCACAUGAAGGCUCAAAUGAGCUAGUGCAGCUGUAACCAACAUGGCACCCUCCAGAUGUUUGGGGAUUCCAAUUCCUGUCAGCCAGCAGGUCCAAUGGUCAGGGAUGAUAGGACCCAAAGCCUAGUAACCUCUGGAGGUCACCACAUUGCCUACCACUGGGCUACAGGUUGCACAUUCAAGUGCUGUCCCCACGUCCACCUGGCCUGACUGUGAAGGGGAAUUCCCACCGCAUUCCAUUUUAUUUGUUUAGAUUCUUUCAUAGACUAUCCUUUGCACAAGCCACAGGGCUAUUUACAACAAAAUCGAGUAAGAUUUUUUAAAACCGUAACAUUCAUAGGGGAAGAAAACAAUCCUUAAACCAGGCGUAGGGAACUUUUGGCCAGAUAUGGCCGAACUACCAAUUCUUUCAGCCCCAGCAAGCAAGGCAUGAUGGAAGUUAUAGUCUCAAUGACAACUCAAAACAACUCGCUGUAUUAGCAGCAACGGUCUCUUCUCCAAAUACCUGCCCCAAAAGUGCAUCUUAACCAGCUGAAGGCAGUAAGAAUCAACCUUGCAGUCAGUGUUCCUGAUCAAAGAGAGGAUUCUAACUGCGUUUUGCUGAAUGCAAUAUAAAUCUUCCUUCAGACCUUUGUGGGGGGGAAAGGGGGCAGGGA
Molecule: messenger RNA, 2997 nt
Organism: Rhineura floridana
Lineage: Eukaryota; Metazoa; Chordata; Lepidosauria; Squamata; Rhineuridae
Product: zinc finger protein 397-like
Exons: 4
Coding region: 448-2202 (584 amino acids)
Biological process (GO): regulation of transcription by RNA polymerase II
Molecular function (GO): DNA-binding transcription factor activity, RNA polymerase II-specific; RNA polymerase II cis-regulatory region sequence-specific DNA binding
Source: RefSeq, a predicted model, not a curated record